GAUUGAGGAGCGCGGUUACCGGAUGGGCUGGGUCUAUGGUCGCUUCGUGGGCCGCUCUGCCGGCUGGUGCUUUUUUAUCAGGGCAAGCUGAGUUCCAUGGUAGGGAACUUUUGGCAGAGCUCCCACUAUUUGCAAUGGAUUUUGGAUAAACAAGAUCUGUUGGAGGAGCGCCAAAAGGAUUUAAAGUUUCUCUCGGAAGAAGAAUAUUGGAAGUUACAAAUAUUUUUUACAAAUGUUAUCCAAGCAUUAGGUGAACAUCGUAAAUUAAGACAAGUUAUUGCCACUGCUAUGGUGUAUUGCAAGAGAUUCUAUGCCAGGUAUUCUCUGAAAAGUGUAGAUCCUGUAUUAAUGGCUCCUACAUGUGUGUUUUUGGCAUCCAAAGUAGAGGAAUUUGGAGUAGUUUCAAAUACAAGAUUGACUGCUGCUGCUACUUCCGUAUUAAAAACUAGAUUUUCAUAUGCCUUUCCAGAGGAAUUUCCUUAUAGGGUGAAUCAUAUAUUAGAAUGUGAAUUCUAUCUGUUAGAACUAAUGGAUCGUUGCUUGAUAGUGCAUCAUCCUAAUAGACCUUUGCUCCAGUGUGUGCAGGACAUGGGCCAAGAAGACAUGUUGCUUCCCCUUGCAUGGAGGAUAGUGAAUGAUACCUACAGAACGGAUCUUUGCCUACUGUAUCCUCCUUUCCUGAUAGCUUUAGCUUGCCUACAUGUAUCCUGUGUUGUACAGCAGAAAGAUGCCAGGCAAUGGUUUGCUGUGGAUACGGAGAAGAUUUUGGAAAUAAUCGGGGUUAUUUUAAAACUAUAUGAGCAGUGGAAGAAUUUCGAUGAAAGAAAAGAGAUGGCAACUAUACUUAGUUAGAUGCCAAAACCAAAACCACCUCCAAACAGUGAA
Messenger RNA from Saimiri boliviensis boliviensis (Bolivian squirrel monkey), 885 nucleotides. The record is from RefSeq and is a predicted model, not a curated record. Lineage: Eukaryota; Metazoa; Chordata; Mammalia; Primates; Cebidae.